AUGACUACCCUGCCACAAGCAAAUGCCAAAUUUGCCCUUGAUUUUUUCCGUAAGCUGAGCGCGGAGCAUCCAUCUGAUAACAUCCUGUUCUGUCCUGUGAAUCUCACGGCUGCUUUGGGCCUGCUUCUUCAAGGAUCUGCAAAUGAUACUGCAGCCGAGCUUGAAAAGGUACUCCACUGGGAUGAACUGAAGGAGGAUGAGAAAAUCGAAAACAGACGAUAUUUGGUAACCCGGAUAAGACCAACUGCUUCACAUGCAAAGUGUGUUCCAGAACAUACAUGUGAAAAUCCUGAAGAAGUCCAUUUGGCUUUCAGCAAAAUCCUUGAAGAACUUAACAAACCCAGCACCGAUUAUUUCUUGAGUUUUGCCGACAAGCUGUUUGGAGACCAAACCAUCACCUUCAACCAGAAAUUCCUUUUGUGUGCUCUGAAACUAUACAUGACUGAAAUUAGCAGAGCUGAUUUCCAAAAUGCCCCUGAAGAAAUGAGGAAACUGAUAAAUCUGUGGGUUGAAGUCCGGUCACAUGGUGAAAUUAAGGAUCUUCUCCCUGAGAACACCUUGGAUAAUCUGACCCAGCUGUUGAUGGUGAAUACCAUCUACUUCAAAGGACUAUGGGAAAUUCAGUUUAACAAAGAACUCACGGAAGAAGCUCCAUUUUACGCAAACGAGAAAACCUCUCAUACUGUGCCUCUGAUGCACACUAGGGGUACCUACAAUACAGGGAUAGUUCAUCUAUCUAAUGUUGAGGUACAAGUUCUGGAGAUUCCUUACAAAAACCAUGAGAUGAGCAUGUUCAUACUGCUACCAAAAGAUGAAAGUUCUGAAUCCCUUCUACAGCUGGAAGAUGCACUGACCCAUGUUGAGUUGCUUGACUGGUCCCCUCAUCUGAAGCCUGAGGAUGUGGAAGUAGCCAUUCCCAAAAUCAGUAUGGAAAAGACAGCUGAAGCUGACAAGUACUUAAAUCUGUCACAAAUAAACGAUGCUGAGAAAGCUGAUUUCUCCAGAGCCAUCACCGUUAAUGGGGUGGCUCUGUCUCAGCUUGUCCAUGAUGCCUUCUUUGAGGUUGAUGAAGAGGGUAAUAAAAAAGCCGCAACGAACGAGGCCCAGAAAUCUAAGGGUGGGCAUCGUGGCCCAAUGCCUUUUGUGGUUGACCAUCCUUUCCUUUUCUAUGUUCUUCACAAAUCUACCCAAAGCAUUAUUAUCUUUGGUAGAUUUUCUAAACCAGAGUAA
This is a messenger RNA of Sphaerodactylus townsendi, 1230 nucleotides long. Its product is annotated as serpin B4-like. Gene Ontology annotation, molecular function: serine-type endopeptidase inhibitor activity. The transcript has 7 exons. Gene Ontology annotation, biological process: negative regulation of endopeptidase activity. Lineage: Eukaryota; Metazoa; Chordata; Lepidosauria; Squamata; Sphaerodactylidae. The record is from RefSeq and is a predicted model, not a curated record. Bases 1 to 1230 code for a protein of 409 amino acids.